Messenger RNA from Pseudonaja textilis, 2156 nucleotides. RefSeq names its product ribonuclease MRP subunit p64 (gene RMP64). NCBI's taxonomy places the organism in Eukaryota, Metazoa, Chordata, Lepidosauria, Squamata, Elapidae. Gene Ontology annotation, cellular component: nucleus. Gene Ontology annotation, biological process: positive regulation of Notch signaling pathway. The record is from RefSeq and is a predicted model, not a curated record.
GCAAGAUGGCGGCUUUCGGAGCCGGGGAGGCGGUGUGGAACCGGUGGGACGUGCCUUGGCCUGCUUGUAAUUCGGCCGAAGUCGUGCCGGCUGAACAUGCUUCAGUGAGAUGCCUUUCAGCUGUUUUGAAGAAGUGUUGGGCUGUUGACAGCAUGUUGAACAGCAAAAUGCUGGUUGCAGAACAGAGCCUUCUGCAUUCAAUCAUUUAUAAUUACCAUUAUCAGAUGAUCCAUCAAAAGGCAUAUGGGAGUCUUAAACAGGUAGAACAGUGCUUGAAACGUUUAAAUUUAAUGAAUCUGGAAAAGUCGAUUCAAAAAAUUACUCAGAUGGGCCUCAUAAAACAGAAAUCUGAAAAUUCUGAGGAGUCCUUGGUGCCUAGCCAGCCUGUAAUAGAAGUUGUUCUGGUGAAGAUACUGGGUAGUUGCAAGCUUAUACUACGUUUACUUGAAUGUUGUUGUAGAGCAUUUACUUUAAUUGUUAAACAUCUGUGUUUGGAAGAGUAUGUAUUGUUCAAUACUUUGAUUUUGGGGUUGCUGAGUCGGUUAUGGAUUCUUUAUGGAGCUGUAUUACAGAAGCUUAGUAUGUUAUAUAAGGAUCUGUUUGAAUUGCUUCAAGAAGUAGCAAAAAUGCACCAAAGGCCAUAUAUUAAAGAAUUUGUCUUUCCUUCUGAAAUAAAUGAUUUUCUGGAAACCAGUUAUUUAGAGAUUAAGAAGAAAAUGCCUAAAGCAUUUAUAGAAAGGAAAGCUGCCACUGGAUGGAUAAAUACAUUGUUUUCUGUACAUAAAACUGUAUCCCACUCUCAGAAUCUGAGUGCAACAGUUCCUCCAGCAGUCAGGAAAAAAAAGAAGAAAAAGAGUAAAGGUAGCCAAAAUACUUACGAUAUUGGAAAACCAGUUUUGAUAAAGAGAACUAACCAAGAUCUUGCAGAGAAGUUGGAGUUUGAUCUGAAGACAUUAUGCAAAUAUCCUAAUCCUGUGUCACAGGAGAAUUCUAAAUGCAGUAAUAUGCUUCCCGAGUCAAAGAAAAUCACAUCUAUUUCUUCUAAAGCCCUGAGAUCUCAGCAUCUUCACUCUUUUGUGUCCAAGUUUAAAGCAGUGCACUCCUUUGAAGAACUGUCUCAAACACUGAAAAUGACAGUUGUCUGGUGUAAAAACAAUAAAUUUAGAUCAGGGGCUUUCUUCUUAGGAAUGAAGCUUUUAAAAAGCAAGAGGCUGCAGCAUGUGGAAGCCCAAGGUUGCAGAUUGCAACGGAAACUUGGAUGUAUUAAAGCCACUAUCUGUAAAUUUCUUACACUCCAAACUUGCAGAGAGAGACCUAUGCAAUUUCUUAGAGGAAGUCCCCAGCGAAAUAGUAGACUGUCAAGGAAGCAGAGCUGUGUUUCACAGGCUACUUCUGUACCUAGAGGGAGUCCUCUCUUCAAGGGAACGGUAUCUCCUUUCCUGAAUCAGUGCUUUCUAUUUCGGACUUUGGACUCCAGUGGUACAAAGAUUUUUGAGGAAAGCAACCACGAUGGCAUUCCUGGCCCUGCAGUGUUAGAGAGUCAUCCUACCCACAUACAGGAAAAAGCCAUUGAACAGAAAGAUGACAUUGAUGAUAUUUUUAAAGUUAUAGGUCUCUAAGGCUACUUUCUGUUAAAUAAUCAUAAAUGGUGUUUGGUUCAAAUGUUAUUUCUAUUCCAUUAUAGCAAAAGCAGGAAACUGUUUUGAGGUUUCUUUGAGGUUGUUGAAAAACAAGUUGUAAUUGUUGGUGGACUGAUUUGAAUUAUCCCUCAAUUACUUAUUUUUAUAGCAAUGUUUUACUCUUUUAUAUUUGUAGGAGUGUUGGUACAGAUCAUAUGAAACUUAAGUUGGAGCACUCCGAAACAAAUGGUGCUAAGAAUAGUUGAAUAACAAUUCCCUCAAAUAAUUCUUUGAGGUGAAUGGACAGUGAGGACAGUGGAGAGGAAAAGCACCAAAGAGCUAAAGUGGAGUGUAAAUACCUGGAAGCAAAAGGUCACUUUGCAAUAUUAGAUUAUUGCAGGAACUAUCCAUUUUUAAAUAUCAGUAAGAAUAUGGCUGUGAAUUAUACUUAGCAUUCUUUAAAGUGAUAAGCUUUGAUGGCCAGUCCCAAGACAGGGCAACUUACAGGUGUCCCAGGUUAAUGUUUUAUCUCAGAAA